This is a messenger RNA of Neocloeon triangulifer, 970 nucleotides long. RefSeq names its product peroxiredoxin-4 (gene Prx4). Gene Ontology annotation, cellular component: cytosol; endoplasmic reticulum. The record is from RefSeq and is a predicted model, not a curated record. Bases 60 to 788 code for a protein of 242 amino acids. NCBI's taxonomy places the organism in Eukaryota, Metazoa, Arthropoda, Insecta, Ephemeroptera, Baetidae. Gene Ontology annotation, molecular function: thioredoxin peroxidase activity. The transcript has 5 exons. Gene Ontology annotation, biological process: cellular response to stress; cell redox homeostasis; response to oxidative stress.
GUCUCUUUGGCGGUCAAGAUAAAAAUAUUGCCUUGCUGGCUGCUCUUUUUAGACAAAUAAUGGGCGGACAUUACUGUCGGCUUUUGCUUCUGCUGCUAAUUUCGGCGGUCGUCUCGGCCGACGAGUCAUGCCACUCGUUCGCCGGCGGUUCUGUCUACCCGGCCGGCACCGGUCGCAACAUCGAGCACAGUCUCCAGUACACAAAAGCCGUCAUUUCUAAGCCGGCUCCUUUCUGGGAGGGAACAGCCGUGGUCGGAGGCGAGAUCACCGAGAUCAAACUCAGCGAUUACAAGGGCAAAUAUCUCGUCUUCUUCUUCUACCCACUGGACUUCACCUUUGUUUGUCCGACUGAAAUUUUGGCCUUCAACGACCGCCUGGCCGAGUUCAAGAAAAUCAACGCCGAGGUCGUGGCCUGUUCCGUUGACUCCCAUUUCACUCAUCACGCCUGGACCAAAACUCCGAGGAAAGAGGGUGGACUUGGAAAACUCAAGAUUCCUCUUCUCUCCGACCUGAACCAUAAAAUCUCCAAAGACUACGGUGUCUACCUGGAAGACCUUGGACACACCCUGAGAGGUCUUUUUAUCAUUGACGACAAAGGAGUGCUGCGGCAGAUUACCAUGAAUGACCUGCCUGUGGGCAGAAGUGUGGACGAGACCCUGAGGCUGGUUCAAGCCUUCCAGUACACUGACAAGCACGGGGAAGUGUGCCCUGCUGGAUGGAAACCAGGAUCAGACACUAUCAUUCCUGACAUCGAGGCAAAGAAGAAAUUCUUUGAAACGCACAGCUAAAUUUCAAGACCAGACGCUCAACUACAUAUAGAUUAUUAGGACAUUCCAAACGAGGGGGUGCAUCACACAACUAACAGAAGACUUCUAAUGAUUUUUUUCGUAAACAAAAAUAUUUAAUUAUGUUGCGGUUAACUCGGAAGCCAUUUGAAAUGGUCGAAAAAUAGAUUCUUUUUUACCAAAUA